AUGUCGAGCAAAUUGAAUCCGUUCUCUUCGCACUCCUUUGUGCGCCCUGCCAAUCUUCAACAUAUCCGCCGCCUCUGGUCGCACGGGCGCGUUCAAGACCCUUCAAAGGCGGGCGGUUACAGUGCUUAUCAGGAACGGAAAAUGGCCAUCGAACAAAAGGAUCGAAGAAUAUCGCAAUCAAUUGCCGCACAAAGGGCCCGAGACGAAAAGCUGAGAACCAUGGAGAGAUAUCAGACGCGUGAAUGGAAAGCGGGAGACGUAUACGCUCCUCACGAUCUUAGUCCCGCGGAAAUGAAGAAGUGGAGGAAGAGACAUAGUCCUAAUAUCGAUGUUUUCGACGCACUCGCCAUGGAUCCUUUGGAUCAAUACAAGAAUUUCUCUAUCAUGUCAGAAUACAUGACCGAAAUGGGCCGUAUAAAACCCCGUUCUGUGACCGGUCUGCGACCUGUGAAUCAGAGGAAGAUGGCAAAAGCCAUCCGGAGAGCCAUCGGACUAGGGCUAAUGCCUAGCGUAUAUCAACACCCAGAAAUCCUGUUGUUGAAAAACCGCAGAUAA
Coccidioides immitis RS is the source of this 555-nucleotide messenger RNA. RefSeq names its product mitochondrial 37S ribosomal protein RSM18. Gene Ontology annotation, biological process: mitochondrial translation. Gene Ontology annotation, molecular function: structural constituent of ribosome; small ribosomal subunit rRNA binding. NCBI's taxonomy places the organism in Eukaryota, Fungi, Ascomycota, Eurotiomycetes, Onygenales, Onygenaceae. The transcript is spliced from 3 exons. The coding region runs from base 1 to 555 and encodes 184 amino acids. The record is from RefSeq and is a predicted model, not a curated record. Gene Ontology annotation, cellular component: ribosome; mitochondrial small ribosomal subunit.